AUGAGGUCCCUACUGAAGCUGACGGUGCUGCUCUUCUGCCUGCAGCGGGGAGCGGGACACUGGCUACGCUCACUCCUGGAGCUGAAAGGACAUUCCGCUGAAGACGAGGAAGGAACCAGAGCGCCGAGGGAGGCCAGAGCGAGCGCAGAGGAACUCCGAGGAGGUCUCGCCCUUCGGUCCCGCCGCAGCGCCGGCGACGUGUCGUGCAGCCUGCAGUCGCUCCUCAUCCAGGUGCGCGACCUGGGCCUGGGCUACGACUCGGACGAGAUGGUCCGCUUCAAGUACUGCGCCGGGACGUGCCCGCUGCAGCGCUCCAACCACGACCUGACGCUGGGCAACCUGCUGCGGGCCGGGCACCUGCCCCUGGCGCCGGCCGGCCAGAUGUGGCACAGCAUGCCGUGCUGCCGGCCCACGCACCACGAGGACGUGGUCUUCCUGGACAACGAGCACCGCUGGCACAAAGUGGCGAGACUGUCGGCGGCGGGCUGCGCUUGCGUCGGGUAG
Molecule: messenger RNA, 504 nt
Organism: Sardina pilchardus (European sardine)
Lineage: Eukaryota; Metazoa; Chordata; Actinopteri; Clupeiformes; Clupeidae
Product: artemin
Exons: 2
Coding region: 1-504 (167 amino acids)
Molecular function (GO): glial cell-derived neurotrophic factor receptor binding; growth factor activity; receptor tyrosine kinase binding
Source: RefSeq, a predicted model, not a curated record